Molecule: messenger RNA, 3306 nt
Organism: Cuscuta campestris
Lineage: Eukaryota; Viridiplantae; Streptophyta; Magnoliopsida; Solanales; Convolvulaceae
Source: the annotation of a GenBank genome assembly
GUUAACCUAGCCGUAUCUUGGCGUGGCAACACUCGGAAGAGAACCUUCCUUUGGUGUGUUUGCAGCCACGGCGGUGUCAGGUUAUCCCAUACAUGUCCUUCCAUCUGGCUAUAGCCUCCAUUCUGUUCGUCUGGUCAGAUUAGCUUCCAAUUCAUCGUUCAUCUACAUUCAGGAUACAUACCAUGACACACAAAGUUAAUUCAUAUGCGGGGUGUCCAGAAUACACACCUGAAAGAUAUCUUGCGAAGAAAAGCAAACACCCGAUUUUACAUUGUGGCUGAUUUGAUGUAUACUAAGAUGGUUUAAUGCAACACAUAGAAAAGUUAAAGAGUUUCAAGGACGGUUGCUCCCUUUUCUGUGUUCAAUUCAGCCCUUUGAUUAUUCCAAUUGCCAAAUUCAAGGAGAGCUUGUAAUUCAACCGCCCUAAAUGGUCAUUGAUCAACGAUUUGAGUUAAUUCUAACUUUGGUCUUGUGGCUUUCACAUUGCAUUUAUGCAAUUAUUAUUGAUACUAUUGUUUCUUUUGAGAUGGAGGGAGUAUAAAGUUAUUUUUUCUGGGAUAACAAGAAUGCCCAAGUAAGAAUGAGGCUGCAGAUCUCAAGAAUGAGAAUAUGGUUUCUUCUAGGGUGGUUGACCCCUUUUGCUAGCCCAUUUCCAAAAGUGUUUAUGAUCAACAGCCCUCUAUCUCUCGUUGAAAACAACAAUAACUCCUGUGUGUGUAUAUAUAUGUACGUAUUUGUAUCUGUGUUUGCACGUGCAGUUCACACAACAAAAACAACAACCCAGUUAAAUUCCACAAGAGUAGGGUCUGGGGAGGGUGUGUGUACGCAGACCUUGCCCCUACUCGAAAGUAGAGAGGCUGUUUCCAAAGAGACCCCUGGCUCAACAUCGAAAGUUGCAGUGUUUGACUAACUGCUACUUCAUUAAUUAAAGAAGCGCAGAUAGUUUAGAGAUCCAUUUUGAUUUAUUCCAUCACACCCCAAAGCCAAAAAAUGGUGAAAUUUUGACUCCAUCGGAGAUGAUGGAAAAAUACACAUACCCGCUAUUUCAAAGUUUUUGAUUGCACCCCGCCGCUAUAAAAUACUUAACACUUCAAAUGUUUUUGUGUUAUUAUUUAACACUUAGAGAAAAUAAAAAGUCACAAAAUAAUAUAUUUCUAACAAUCUAAGCUGACUGAUCGGGCACUGAGGUUAACCUGGCUGUAUCUUGGCGGGGCAACAUGGAAAAGAACUUGCAUUUUAUGUGUUUGCAGCCAUGGCGGUGUCAGAUUAUCCCCCACAUGUGCCUCCAUUUGGCUCUAGCAUCUUCUUUGACAAUUCAUCAUUUUUCCACAGGUAUUUUUUUCUACUCUCCAAGACGACACCUUCAGUGUUCUUUGCUUCAGCUUGUACCCUUGUGAAACAUUUUCGUGCAGAGAUUAGGGCUUUUCUAGAACGCACUGAGGAGAUUAUGAGUUUUAGUGGGUGGUUGCUCCCCUUCUGUGUUGUUCAUUUCAGCCUAUGAUUUAGUCAACAACCCAAAAAAACCCAAAAAAAUAUGAGCAUUCUUAUUCUAUUUUUUCCUACUAUUACAUUGCAUUUAUGCAGUAAUGUUAUUUUGAGGCGAAGGGAGUACAAAUCUUAAUUACAUAAAAACACGUGAAUUGCUAUAAUGCUGAACCGUAAUAUUUAUAUUUGAGGCUGUGAUCAUGUUUUUAUUAUGUUUUACAGGUAUAUGAAAAUAUAAUAUAAUAAAAAAUAUUUGAGGCGAGGCAACUCCUAAAUUAGUGUGGCAUUUGUUUCCUUGAAGCCAUAGGUUCCUCUGCUGUUAUUCUGAAAGGGAAAAUGUAAUCUGAGCCUCAUGUGCUAAGACACAAUGAAAUCAAAGGCAGUUCAUCCCAUUAUCAAACAAAAAUCAAGUAUUUAUUCGAUGCUGAGGAAAAAUUUUAUACUCGAAAGGUUGAUCUUUUGAUUGAGUUGGUUCUAUAAUAAUUUCAACUGUCCAGAUAUAUGAAACACCCCCUUUAGAUGUGUUUAUCUUUGAUCUCUUUUGGUCUGAUUUUCAUGUUUGAGACAAGUAUCAGCAAUUACCACUACUCACUCUUUUGAUUCGAUUUUCACAUAUAAGACGAGUAUUAACGGUGUUGAUAUCCUUUAGCAUUUACAUACGGAGUUAAUUCAUAUGCAAGGCAUCCACUACUCACUCUUUUGAUUCGAUUUUCACAUAUAAGACGAGUAUUAACGGUGUUGAUAUCCUUUAGCAUUUACAUACGGAGUUAAUUCAUAUGCAAGGCAUGUCUAUGAUACACACUUUUUUACAUUGUGUUUGAUUUGAUGUUUAUCAAGAGGUUUUUAUGUAACACAUAGAAAAGGUAAUGAGUUUUGAAGGGUGGUUGCUCCCUUUGCUAUGUGUUCAAUAAAUCCCUAUGAUAUUUACAGUUGUCAAAAUCCAGGCAAGCUUGUAAUUCAACAGCCCUAAAUGGUCAUUGAUCAACAACAAUUCUGUUUUUGGUCUUCUGGCUAUUACAAUGCAUUUAUGCAGAUCCUUUGGAGACCGAGGGAGUAUAUACUUACUACGUAUUUUUCUGGGAUUUCUGGGAUAACCAAAAUGCCUUACACCAUUAUAUUCAAACUUGAGGCAGUGAUGAUCAUUUUGCUAUUAUAUAAUAGAAGAUAGACUUUUUUAGGCGACCACUAUCUUGGCAUGGCAAUUGUUUUCUUGCAGCCAUGGUGUGUUGUCUGGGUGUUACAAUUGCAGCAUGGCAAUUUUUUUCUGAGCCUCAUAUAGUAAGCUGAAUCCAUAUAAAAUGUUUGUGUGUGUAUCAAUGAUGACUCACUGUCAACAUUACCUUUUGGAAAAGAACCAGAGAAGUUGUUUCCAUUAGCCCCUAUGAAAAGAAAAAAAAAUGAUGAAAGUGGGAAGAUUGAGAACAUGCUAGUGAAAUACCACAAAAAGUAGGGCCCAAGGAGGGUAUGUAUGCAAAUCUUACCACUACUAUUGUACUAGGAAGUAGAGAGGCUGUUUCCAAGAGACCCCGGCUCAAAAAUGAAAGUGAGACUGAAACCCCCACAAAUUACUCUCUCUAGCCAUACACACGUGAUUUCUAGCCUCUUUGGUGCUAAUCGGUGUUGUGAUGAUAUUACAUUUCUUCUCAGCUGAUUGAUCAGACACUUGGAUUAACCUAUCCGUAUCUUGGCGGGGCAACACUCGAAUGAUGUGUUUGCAGCCAUGGCGGUGCCCAUGGUUGGUUGAUCCCUUUUUAUGUGUUUUUCAUUUCAGCCUAUAAUUUAUUCAAAAACCUGAAAUGACAUUAAACAAGGAUCAGUCGU